Molecule: messenger RNA, 1134 nt
Organism: Linum trigynum
Lineage: Eukaryota; Viridiplantae; Streptophyta; Magnoliopsida; Malpighiales; Linaceae
Source: the annotation of a GenBank genome assembly
AUGCAAGCAGGGGAGCGGAUUCAAGUUACAAUUAACGAUCUUGGGCAGUCCACGGGUGAGGGUGCAACGAAAUUGGCAACUUUUCUUGGUACUAUAGCACGCACAACAGUAUAUGCACCUCUACGUUAUGAGGAUUGGAGGCUUAUGCCCAAAGAUUACAAGAUUACCAUGUGGAAGAUGGUACAGGAAAAGUUUGACGUGGACAUGUUUCUUCAAGAUUGGGUCUUGGCCUCUUUGAAUAAGAACAGGGGGAGUUUUAAGUCAUUUGUGAAAUCUGAAUGGGUUAACAAGAAAAAGAAGGAUAAAAGAGUAUGUGAUGAAGAUAGGCAAUGGUUGUUAGAAUUUUGGAGCACGGGAAAAGCUGAGAAACGUUCAGCAGUGGGUAAACAGAAUAGAAUGAACAUGAUAUCCCCUCAUACACUAGGGAGGAAGAGUUAUGCUCGUUUCAAGGAAGAGGUGAAAGCAAAAAAACCAGACAAGUCGGAGCCGACUCGGGCCGAACUUUAUAUUUUAAGCCAUGUACGUCCAGAUGGGAAGCCACUUAAUGAUAAAGUUGUUGAGAUCAUUGACAAAGUGAAGGAAAAAAUGCAAACAGAAUCUUCAACUCCACAUGAUUGUUCUGGACCAAGUGACAUAUUAUCACAAGUGCUAGAAGACAAACCUUAUUACUCGAUAGCAUAUGGAUUAGGACCCAAAUGGGGCGUGAGGGAUUCUCGUUACUCAAUUAUGAAGAAAGCACUGAAGGCCAAAAACAACGCUGAAGAUAGAGCACAAAGGGUGGAAGACAAAUUUAACAAAGUCCUCGCUCUGCUACAAAAGAACAAUCCAAAUAUGAAUUUGAAUGACAAUAUAGAUUCACCAAAUGAUGAGAAUGAUAAUCUUAUUGUUGAAGAGAAUUCUGAUGAGUUAGGAAGUAGCCCAAUACUUCCCAUGUUGCAAUCAUCAACUGUAGUACCUGAAACUCCAGCUCUAGAUGAUGUUAGUAUGGUUGAUGUUUAUUUGCCUAUGCUUCGAAACAACUCGUCUAAAGGGGGCUCUUCCGGUGUGGAAGCUAAUGAUGUGCAUACAUUCUUCGAUUACAUGAUAAGCUCAUAUCAAGUGAAGAAGGCCGGCGUUGUUAAACCUUUAUGGUGA